AUGGCCAACACUAGCGAAAGCUCUGACGAAUUUUACGAUGCACUUGAGGAGUUGAACCCUCGAGUGGACAAAACCAGCGGCGCUACGAAGAGUCAACGAUUUCACGAGUUGCGCCACAGCAUGCAAAACGACGAAGACGAGAAUCCUGGCAAUAUACUGACGCCUGACUCACAGAAUAGUUCUGCCGAGGGUGUGUAUAUUUCCACCAGUCGAUCGAACUAUCCCUUUCGGGUUAUUGAGAGUGAUGUCGCUAGCAUUCACAGCAUAUCUUCACUCGGUAUCGUCGGUCGUAUCAUGGCAGGUGGCAGCGUUGACGCUAGCGGCCUCAACGUUGGAAAAGACUCAUCUAAAAGGGUGGCCUUAAAACCAGCGGAGCGUUCUUCAACCGAUCCGGACGUGAUCACCAGCACGAAACAGCAGAUGUCAGCCUCCAAAGGGCCGAUCUUUUCGGUCGCUGUCGCAGCCGAGCGACCUGUUGUACCACCGAGACGCAAGAAGAAACAGCGUAAAGUAUCGAGUAGCUCGUCAGAACAGUUCAACACGAACGAGGGACUCAGCUUGCCGGCAGCAGACAGCUCAUCCAGCGAAGUGUUGAUGGUAAAACUACCGCCACCACUAGUCACCGGAACAAUAAGAAAGGAUAGUAGAGGCACCAACACAAACAGCUCCAGCACCACAGGAAGCCAUGGCGGCAACAGUGCCAGUGGAUCUGAGGCGAUUACCACAACCGUUGAUAGCUACCAUGGCCCAACGUUGCCCUCUCCCGUGACACUGGAAUCGAUUACACGGGAAAUCGAAAACUCCUUUGAAGAAGCGGCCAGUGUGGUUGUAACAACCAGUAUAUCUCCCGACGCAUCCAGCAACAGUAGCCCCUCGGCGGGUGUUGCAGCGAUUGGUGGCUCAGGAGAUCGAAGCGACGUUCAGUCACGAAAAUUGUUGACGGGAUCGAUGAACCGCCUGACACAUGUAGUGGGAAGCGUCUGGGAGUCGGGUAUCGGAGGGUCGGUAGUGUCGCCACUUGGCAGCAGUAACUGUCCACCGGCCACCGGCACCUCCACUUCCUCCGUCAGUCCGUCCGGCAGUAUUAAAAGCAAUUCAGCGCCGGCGCGCGUGAGUUUGAUUGACGGCGGACAUGGACUGAACAUCUAUAAAGCGAUCAAGGGCCAGUACGUUGUAAAGCCGACGGACGGAGCAUUCAACAAGGCGGAAGGACCAUCGCGCGAAGAAAUCGCGCGGCUUGAACGUAUCCGGAAAGAGUUCCUCAACAACGUUGGUCCAACGACACCGCUGGUGGCAACCUCGUCCGCGCCAAUUGGCUUUCCCAGCGUUAAUAGCGGCGUCGGCGGAGGAAGUGGCGUUCAUCGAAAGAACCUGUCCUACACGGGCACGAGCAGUUUGGAGAGUGGAACGCGCGUUAGUACUUUCGCUAAGCAGCUGCGCUUGAAGGAACGACGCAAAUCCGCCGGCGAUGAGGAUAUGCUCAAGCAGCUAAACAUGUACGUCCGGACACACACUGAUUCCGGCAAGCAGCUUACGGAUAUGGAAAUUCUCGAGCAGGUGCCAGUGAAGAAUUUGGAUACCGGUGAAAACUUUCCACUGUCAGCAGUCGAAGAGAAACUACCGCAAUGUAUCAACCCGCUUUCGCUGCAUAUCAUGCGCCUGACGAGUCACAUACCGGAGACAGACGAAGAGUCGGUCGGUCCCCAACCAGACUCCGACCUGGUGCUGCAACCAGGAUACGAGGAAGAGCUCGAAUCAGAAGGUGGCGAAGGAGGUCGAUUGAAGCGCAGGACCGCCAAGCUGAAGCGCUUCUUCCGCUCAACGGCAAAGAAAACCGUCAACAAGGCGAAAUCGAUCGCGUCAGAGGUAUCGCACGCGCGCCACAAAGAAGAUGUUGCUGAUAUACAAGAUGUAAGCAAUCCGGAGCAGAACAUCAAGAUUAAAGCAUCCAGUACGAACAAGGGACCGUACGAUUUUGCCAAACUGCAACACGUGCAGGACUUGUCCGGUGAGCACACCGUGGCGGUAUGGUGUAUGAAGUUCAGCAGUUGCGGACGGCUGCUGGCCACCGCCGGGCAAGAUCGAAUGCUGCGUAUCUGGGUGCUGAAGGAUGCGUACCCAUUCUUCCAGGACAUGCGCACCAAGUACAACGCGGAUCAGAAAUCGUCACCGACGCCGUCGCAAGAAUCGCUAAAUUCUUUACACAAUUCUUCGCACAUCUCGGCCGAAGUGGAAGCGAGUGCACUCGAAGCAGCUGCAGACAACUCACCCGGUCCGUUUAUGCCCAAGUCAUUCUGUACAUACACCGGUCACACCUCGGAUUUGCUCGAUUUGUCCUGGUCGAAAAACUACUUCCUGCUGUCGAGUUCGAUGGACAAAACUGUUCGCCUCUGGCACAUAUCCCGUCGCGAAUGCCUCUGCUGCUUUCAACACAUCGACUUCGUGACGGCGAUUGCAUUUCAUCCUCGCGACGAUCGCUAUUUUCUCAGUGGCAGCCUUGACGGGAAGCUACGACUAUGGAACAUCCCGGAGAAGAAAGUAGCACUAUGGAAUGAGGUCGAUGGCCAAACAAAGCUGAUAACGGCGGCAAACUUCUGCGAAAAUGGCAAGUUUGCCAUGGUCGGUACGUACGAUGGGCGGUGCAUUUUCUACAACACCGAUCAGCUGAAGUAUCACACACAAAUCCAUGUUCGUUCAACUCGCGGGCGAAAUGCAAUAGGACGGAAGAUUAGUGGCAUCGAAUCGAUGCCAGGAGAGGAUAAAAUUCUGGUGACUUCCAACGACAGUCGCAUCCGGUUGUACGAUUUACGGGAUCUAAACCUUAGUUGCAAAUAUAAGGGAUACUUCAACUCGUCGUCGCAGAUCAAGGCUUCCUUCAGCCACGAUGGCAAGUACAUCAUAUCGGGCUCGGAAAACCAGUGUAUCUACAUCUGGAAAACGCACCAUGAGUAUAAUAAACUCAGCUCGGUACGCCGCGAUCGGAGCGACUUUUGGGAAGGCAUCAAAGCGCACAACGCAACGGUCACCUGUGCGAUCUUCGCACCGCACCCAGAGGCAAUCAUCAAAUCGGAUCCAGACGAGAUAAAUUUGGACAAUUUAAAUGUGUCCAUGAACCAAUCAUCGGUGUCGAAAUCAGAGCAACAGCGCAAGAAUGGUUGCCGUGGCUACGUGCUGGUUAGUGUCGACUUCAACGGCUGCAUCAAGGUGUUCGUAAACAAGACGAAACCCAAACACAGCAGUUUGCCCUACACAGCCAUAGCAGAAUAAGUGUGGGCGGCGUGCCGCGGACACCAUCGAUGAACAUUGAACUAGUGUAACCCUUCUUAAGCA
Anopheles cruzii is the source of this 3330-nucleotide messenger RNA. RefSeq names its product WD repeat-containing protein 44. The record is from RefSeq and is a predicted model, not a curated record. Gene Ontology annotation, molecular function: protein binding. The transcript is spliced from 8 exons. Lineage: Eukaryota; Metazoa; Arthropoda; Insecta; Diptera; Culicidae. Bases 1 to 3267 code for a protein of 1088 amino acids.